CCCUGCUGCAAGCCCUCCUGCCCGCAGGGCCCCCUGAUGACAGUGCUGAUUGGUAAAUGAUUGGCUCACUCGCUACGCUCAUGCCUUCCCUGAGUUUGUGGAGGCACUCAGGUUUGUGGAAGGAGUAUGCUAUGGAACUGCAUGAGACCAGACAAUGGACAUGUUAAAACCCUUGUCUGUUUUAACCCUGUUUCAAACCUCAUCUUCCACAGGUUCCACCAGGCGUGUGACGUAGCGAGAGUCCGGGCCUCCCAGUCCGGACAUGAGGGCGAGGCCCUUGUUGGCUUUGGCGAGCACAAGGCAGAGCGGCUCCAGGACCUGUAUGACGCCAAGGACAAGGAGAGAGUCGGUUUCGUCAAGUGGCUGAGGAGGAAGACACCGCAGCCGGGGAGUCAAAUGAAUGCUGCCCUAAAGUACAUCCGCAUGAGAGACCACGAGGUGGCGGCGGCAGCGGCCUCAGGCGGCCCUACAUCCACCCCUGCGGCCCCCGCUCCUGUGCCCAUCCAGCCGCCCCCCUCCCCCCGUCCGGCCAGCCAGGCUCAAAAGGGGCGUCUUGGUGCGGUGGUCUCUCAGUGCUUAGGGCAACAGAGACCCCUGACUCCCCAGGCGCUGCAGGCAAAGGUGAUGAAGGUCAUCAAGCCUUCCCUGAAGCCUGCAGCACCAGCGGUGUCUACUCCUCACCAGUCAGCUCAGGACACUUUCACAGACGCUGAGCUGGUCGGAGUCGUUGACAAAUAUGAGAACUGAUGGGUAAGGUUGCCUUGCGCAUACAGGUCCAAGCGCCUCAUCCUCCAUCGGCUGUGCCUCCUGUGAGGGCGCCCCCAGCCCCACCGAGGGAGGCAGCUGUGCCUCCUGUGAGGGCGCCCCCAGCUCCACCGAGGGAGGAGGAGGGGCAGCAACUACCCCUGCUGCCA
Hypomesus transpacificus is the source of this 914-nucleotide messenger RNA. RefSeq lists its product as uncharacterized. The transcript is spliced from 6 exons. Lineage: Eukaryota; Metazoa; Chordata; Actinopteri; Osmeriformes; Osmeridae. The record is from RefSeq and is a predicted model, not a curated record. Bases 127 to 747 code for a protein of 206 amino acids.